This is a messenger RNA of Ahaetulla prasina, 3288 nucleotides long. RefSeq names its product zinc finger protein 420-like. Bases 606 to 3239 code for a protein of 877 amino acids. Gene Ontology annotation, biological process: regulation of transcription by RNA polymerase II. The transcript is spliced from 5 exons. Gene Ontology annotation, molecular function: RNA polymerase II cis-regulatory region sequence-specific DNA binding; DNA-binding transcription activator activity, RNA polymerase II-specific. Lineage: Eukaryota; Metazoa; Chordata; Lepidosauria; Squamata; Colubridae. The record is from RefSeq and is a predicted model, not a curated record. Gene Ontology annotation, cellular component: nucleus.
GGGGGGCGGGGGGAACUUUGCCGGGGAAGAAGGCGCAUGCGCGCGGCUGCAGCUGCGCGGCUGUGCUGUGCUGGGAGGAAGGCGUUGCGCGGAGUCUCCCCUGCGCGCUUCGUUUGUGGAUCGGGCGAAGGGGCAGAGCCGCCUCUCCCCGGCGGGUGCCGGCCGAGAAGAUUCCCUGCCUGCUUUUCCUCCUGGAAGUCUCCGGGCAGGGCUGAAAAAGCCUCUCUAGCUGGGCAUCCCGGGCGGGGCAGCAAGUUCAAAGACUGGGCUGCCCAGUCUCGCCUCCGGGGAGGCUCUUGGCUGAAGCCCGGACAGCUCCCUCCCGGGGAGCCAGAGGAUCUAAAGAAGCCCCGGUCUCUUUACCCCGAUCAGAGCCAGGGGCUUGUCUCCAAGGGUCGGUCCGAGGGAAGCUUAGCUCCGGAGGGGCCCCGCUGCUUGCCCUCUCCCCUCUCAUCAUCAUCCCUGAAAUGAUUUAAUCUUUGCCUUUGAUGAGAGGCUUCCAAACGGCGGGGACUUCUGGAGAAGCGUCUUUGGGAAAAACCUGGGAAAUACAAGAAUUCGCAGAAAGACUGGUGCGGUUUUGGGUCUGGAAGCCUUUGAGUUAAAUGGCUGCUGAACGGCUCGGAGGAAAGGGGGAUGAUCCCUCCUUAGAGAUGCUGUUUGGGGGAAUCCCUCAGGAAGAUCCAACUCGGAAGAGACGAUCAGAGACCAAAGUAACAUCGAUGUUAUCUUCUGGAACAUUGGUUGUCCGUGGUGGAGCCCUUGUUUUUCCAAGGAAGAAUUCCGUUUCCUUUGAGGAUGUCGCUGUGUUUUUCUCUGUGGAGGAGUGGACCCUGCUGGAUUGUGAGCAAAAGACUUUGUACCAAGAGGUCAUGCUGGAAAACGCAAAGAACGUGGCCUCCUUAAGUGACGGAUGGGAGAUGGAGAGUUCCGGCCAAGAGGCAGCAGCACCUUUGCCAAAAGACAAAAAAGAAGUUGCGGAAAAGUUUUCCGGAAAGCCACGUCCUUUGGAAAAAGUGUUAAAGGGGGAGCCGGGGAAAUGCUCUACUUUACCAUGUGCAGAUAUCAACGUCUUCUUAGCCAAAGAUGUUCACCCCAAAAGAGACGCGUGUCCAAGGUGUGGAAAAGUAGCCUCAGAUGUAUCAGGAUUAUGCAAUCGUUGCAGAAGCCACAUUGUAGAGAAACAGAAUGAAAGCGGAAAACGUUCCAGAAGGACCUUUCUCCUUACUUUAUGUCAGAGAAUACAAGGAGAAAAACCCUACAAAUGUCUGGUGUGUGGAAAAUGCUUCAAAGAUUUAAGUCAUUUUACUUCUCAUUAUAGGGUCCACACAGGAGAGAGACCAUACAAAUGCACAGUGUGUGGAAAGUGCUUCAAAAAUCCAAGUCAUCUUAUUUGCCAUACUAGGAUCCACACGGGAGAGAAACCGUACAAGUGCACCGAGUGUGGGAAACGCUUCACCGAGUCUCGUUCCCUCACUUGCCAUAAAAGAAUCCACACCGGGGAGAAACCGUAUGAAUGUAAAGAAUGCGGAAAGUGUUUCAAUCAGAAACAUAGCUAUACGGUUCAUAACCGAAUCCACACCGGGGAAAAACCUUACGUGUGCUUGGAGUGUGGGAAAUGCUUCACCGAAUCAAGUUCCCUCACUUGCCAUAAAAGAAUCCACACCGGGGAAAAGCCGUACAAAUGCACCGAGUGUGGGAAAUGCUUCAGCGAAUCAGGUUCCCUCGCGUCUCAUAAAACAAUCCACACAGGGGUGAAGCCAUAUGAAUGCCAGGAGUGUGGGAAGAGCUUCAGAGCUUCGGUGUUACUUGCUUCCCAUAUAAGAAUCCACACCGGGGAGAAACCAUAUAAAUGUACGGAAUGUAUCAAGAGCUUCCGUUCUGCAAAACACCUUAGUUUCCAUAAAAGGAAGCACACGGGGGAGAAACCGUAUAAAUGCCAGGAGUGUGGAAAAUGCUUCACUGAAUCAGGUUCCCUGACUUACCACAAGCGGAUCCACACCGGCGAAAAGCCCUAUAAAUGUCAGGAGUGUGGAAAGAGCUUCAGAGCUUCAAGUUUUCUUACCUCCCAUAAAAGGAUCCACACGGGGGAGAAACCGUAUAAAUGCAAGAACUGUGCGAUGAGCUUCAGUCAAAAUUAUCAGUAUGCUAUACACAACAGAAUCCACACCGAAGAGAAACCAUAUAAAUGCACGGAGUGCGGAAAGGGCUUCCACAAGAACAGUCACCUUACGUACCACAAAAGGAUCCACACUGGGGAGAAACCGUAUAAAUGCAAAGAAUGUGGAAAGAGCUUCAUUCAGAAAUAUCAAUACACCGAACAUAACAGAAUCCAUACUGGGGAGAAACCAUAUAAAUGCACGGAGUGUGGAAAGAGUUUUAGAGCUUCCAGUUUUCUCACUUCCCAUAAAAAGUUCCACGCUGAAGAAAAACCAUAUAAAUGCGUGGAGUGCGGAAAGCCCUUCACUAAUUCGGGGUCCCUUGCUAUCCAUAGGAGGAUCCACACUGGGGAAAAACCAUAUCAAUGUAAGGAAUGUGGAAAAAGUUUUAGUCAAAAACAUCAUUAUACUAGACAUAGCAGAAUCCACACUGGGGAGAAACCGUAUAAGUGCAUGCAGUGUGGGAAAUGCUUCACUGAGUCACGUUCCCUUACUUGCCAUCAAAGGAUUCACACUGGGGAGAAACCAUAUGAAUGCGCCGAUUGUGGACGACGGUUUACUGAGUCCCGUUCUCUCACUUCCCAUAAAAGGAUCCACACUGGGGAAAAACCAUAUAAAUGCCUGGAGUGUGGAAAGAGCUUUAGAGCUUCAAGUUCUCUCACCUCUCAUAAACGGAUCCACACUGGAGAAAAACCCUAUAAAUGCAAGAACUGCUCCAAGAGCUUCAGACAAAAAUAUAAUUAUACUAUUCAUAACAGAAUCCACACUGGGGAGAAACCUUAUAAAUGCAUGGAGUGUGGAAAGAGCUUCCAUUCUCAAAAACUUCUCCCCUCCCAUAAACGGAUCCAUACAAGGGAAAAAACAUAUCGGGGCAAGAAAUGUGACAAAAGGUUCAGUCAAAAACAUCAUUCUACUGAACAUAACACAAUCCGCACUGGGGAGAAGCCAUAUCGAUGCACGGAGUGUGGAAAAUGUUUCACUGAAUCCGGGUCCCUCACUUCCCAUCAAAAGAUCCACACGCAUGAAAAAUCAUAUAAUUGUAUGGGGAAUGGUAUUUACUCAACAUCGGUGCCCGUAUGAGCAUAGAAAAAUUCAUUCAAGAGUAACCCAUAAAAACCGACUGGAAUUG